Messenger RNA from Lithohypha guttulata, 1206 nucleotides. RefSeq lists its product as uncharacterized. The transcript is spliced from 2 exons. The record is from RefSeq and is a predicted model, not a curated record. The coding region runs from base 1 to 1206 and encodes 401 amino acids. Lineage: Eukaryota; Fungi; Ascomycota; Eurotiomycetes; Chaetothyriales; Trichomeriaceae.
AUGACAAAGACCUACAAAUGGUGCUGCGGCACGAGCACUACCGGCUGCACGGCUUCGAACGGUGUCGAGACGGCGGAUGGAUUGACGGUAUACCAAUCCAGUCCAGACGGCCACACACGCACCACGCUCCUUUGGUAUCUCUCUCAGAGCAGUCGUUCCACGGAAACAUUACCAUCAUCUGGAGGAAGAUUUCAGGUCUCGGAUCGGCAAAAUAGGAUCUCAACAGAGCACCAGUUGUCCCUGGUAUCAGUCGAUGUCGGCUCAGACGGAGCAAUCUCGUCAUUGACCUGGAAAUUCUUCCUGAAAGAUCGCAAGCCACCCUACCUCAACUUGCAUAGUGACGCGCAAUGGCUUCAGCAGCAUGCGCUUCCAUCAGACUCUCAGUCGAGGUCGCUCCAGGCUAAUGACCUUGACGACUACGGUUUACAAAGCGUAUCUCCCUGGUUCCCUUCUAAUGGAUUUCACGACAUUACAUCUUCUGAGUGGACACCUGAGAGUCUACUUGAUUUCGAUGCAGUCGACGGUAACGAGGCCACGCUUGCUACCACAGCUGCAUCGCCUUUGGUAUCAAAGACAAAUUUACAAUAUCCUACUUCGGCCGUCAUCGAGGAGGACAUCAUCGACUCUUCCGUACUUCACUGCGAUGGGAUUAUGCCAACUACAGCCGACUUCUUCGGACUAGACAUUGGCUCAGGUUACGGACCCUCCUUGGAGGUCUCCCAGGAAGUGCUUAACCGGGCACAGGAAAACCUACGAAAGUGGACAGACAUAUCAUCAAGUGCAGCAUCAACAUCUACCUUGUCAACAACCAGUCCUGAUGAUUCAUGUCAAUUCGACUUAUUGAGCCAAUUGACAGCCACCCCACCCAACAGCCAGCAAAUGUCUUCAAACGUGACUGCUCCUCGAUCCGAACAGCAAAACUCACGUGCGUCCUCACCAGGAGAAAGCACUACCAAGAUGGGUGUCCUUCACAAAUCACAAGGCACAGCGCCUUCCAAAGUCCAAAAGACCUUCCACUUUGUUGCAAACUCAGACAAGAAGACUGCUACACGUCUGCGAAAUACUAUGACAUCUCGAAACUUGAGGCAAAGCAAGAUCUCGAGAAUCGCGGAGCUAGAACGCGAGCUCGAGAAGCAGAAAGAGGAAAGUGAGCUGUGGCGUCGACGGGCACUUGAAGCAGGCUGGCAGGACGGUGGGACGGGGUAG